AUGACGACUGAAGACCCAAGAAAAGAAGAAGGAAUUCGGCACCACAGCGCCCAUUACAGGACCAUGCCUCGUCGUCUAGCUAGUCGUGGCAUCGUUCACCACAAGUACUUGAUUCAUCAGCUGGGUAAAACUCUGGCAGUUUCUUCUCCAGCUUCGAAGCUUCAUCUCCAGGACUUUCCUUCAGCUACACCAACUUCUCGCUUGCUCCAUAGGUAUCUUGUUCUGUAUACAGAUAAAGAUGUAAACGAGCAGAAGCAGCAAUAUUUCCAGCAAGGCGAGAGAGAGAAUGGAGGUGUUGAAGCAAUGGGUGAAGGGGGCGUCCUGCAGGUGCUGCUCUUGAGCUCCAUGCCCCGCAGCGGCUCCACACUAGUCGCCCAGCUUCUUGCCACGCACCCAGAAUCUGUUCUCUUCUUCGAGCCCCUGUCAAGCCGGAAGAAGACACCCUGUGCCCGAAAUGGGUCCUGUGUAGGAGGCUUUUUAACAAGGCUAUUUAAGUGUACUUACGAUAAAACAUUUGAGCGUUGGCUUCUAGGGAAUGACCUUUUCUUACAGUAUUUUAAUGCAAACACUCGACGAUGCUUCAGGAGACCAAAAGAAGGAGGCAGUGGAUGUAAACGUGGGUUGGAGCUGCGCAGUACGUGUAAAAUCUCCAGAGUCAGGGUAGUCAAGGUAAUCAGAUCUCGAUUGUCAUGGCUGGAAGGUCUUUUAAACGAUCCUUCUCUCAACAUUAAAAUUAUCCACCUAAUUCGUGAUCCUAGAGGGUCAUUAAAGUCAAUAAAAAAACUGAACUGGAAUAGUAAACCUUCCUUCAGAUGCGGCGCCUUAGAAGAUGAUAUGAGACACUAUGACAUCUUACUUAAAAAGUACCCAGCACAAGUGACUAGGUUACGUCUGGAGAAACUGUCUAUUGAGCCUUUCAGCACGGUAAGUAACUUAUACAAGUUUCUGUAUGGUAAUCAAAGUCUUGGCAAAGAAACUGUGCAAUUCCUGAAGGAACACACCGCAGCUCCGGAGGGAAGUGUGUUUCCUGGAGACAACAUGGAGACACGAAGGAACAGUAGCAGGGAGUACCAGGCCUGGCGGUGGAGGAUCCCAAGCCUACUACUGAAGGAGACAGAGGGUGAGCCGGCGUGCCGGGCCGUUAUCACCAGACUGGGACACGCUCUCUUUGGCUCCAUCCACAAUGUCAGAAACGCUACUCUCCCUCUUGACACUACACUAAAACAGAAAUAAAAGUUAAAUUUAGCC
Molecule: messenger RNA, 1248 nt
Organism: Procambarus clarkii (red swamp crayfish)
Lineage: Eukaryota; Metazoa; Arthropoda; Malacostraca; Decapoda; Cambaridae
Product: carbohydrate sulfotransferase 5-like
Biological process (GO): sulfur compound metabolic process; N-acetylglucosamine metabolic process
Molecular function (GO): N-acetylglucosamine 6-O-sulfotransferase activity
Source: RefSeq, a predicted model, not a curated record